Molecule: messenger RNA, 4316 nt
Organism: Diatraea saccharalis (sugarcane borer)
Lineage: Eukaryota; Metazoa; Arthropoda; Insecta; Lepidoptera; Crambidae
Source: the annotation of a GenBank genome assembly
GUCUAAUGUCGAAGACUCAAACUAGCUUGACUGCGUGUCACGUUUGUUCUGUGUCUGUGUACGAAAAAUAAAAACGCGUAUGAAUUUUGUUUUGUUAAAAAUUUUAUGUGGACUAUUACAACACAAUAACAUUGUUUAUUCUAAUGAAGUGAACAUUCAAAGAAUUGAUUAACCACAACACGACUUAGGUUGUGUAUGAAAACAAUAUUUUCUUGUAUCAUUUCUACACCUACCUACUGGGCGACCGUGAAGGUUCAGAAUGUUACGUCAUUUUGGUUUUGGUGUGUGAUACAAACUUGAGUAUUCUGAUUUAGUUCUGGUUAGUGUUAUUAACGUAAAAUUAUUUUGGUGUGUUUAUCAUUCCAAACCAGUGUGAAAUGUUGUAAAGGAAUCUAAACAUUGGUGCACCGGCUGCGACAAGAUGCCGCCAUGUUAUUUAGUUAUGCUGUCAACCAGUGAUCGUGGUUAGCCCUGCGGGCUUUAUGUUUUAUUAUCUAAAUAGAUAUUGCAUCGUGAAAAAAUAGGAAAUUAGCCACGGAGCGCUCAAGUCCAGCAUUAACUGGUGCCUCACAUCUCAAUGAAUUAUAUAUGCCAGUUUUGGCCAAUGAAAAUGCAAGAAUUGAAUCCUGUGACCUCCAACUGGGAGACACAUGGAGGGGGAUGCAAAGCAAGAUGAGCGUGGCAGCGCCGGUUAAGAAGCAAAGAAAAAAGUCAGAAAAUAAGCCACAAUCGCAAAUAAAUAAGUGCCACAACGAGAAAAAAAGGCGUGAACUCGAGAACGAGACUAUAAAUCAACUAGAGGAGCUUUUGGGGACUUGCCUCGCUGAGGUGAAACAACCGGACAAGAACGGCAUCGUCCGCGAGGCUACGCGUCAGAUCCAGGACGUGCUGCAGCGGCGGCGCGAGUGCCCCGGCGAGUGUCCCUUACGUGCCGCACAGUGCUUGUCGCCUGUGCAAGCUGGCGAGGUCAGCUCCACCCAGCCGCAGUUGCUCAACGUUGGACAUCAAUACUCGGAGCUCACCACGCUUAUCGAGGCGUUAAAGCACUAUACUACUAGCCUCGGAUGGGUUUUGCUUGAGAUAAACGCUAAAGGAGAAAUCGAAUGCGUUACGGAAAAUAUUAAAGAAUUUACUUUGCAAGACAGAACUGAGCUGUACAAGAAACCGAUUUUCUCCUGUUUGCAUGUCAAUGAUCAUGCAAAGCUCAGGCCGCUGCUGAGGAACAUCCAGAAAUUUGCCUGGGGCUCAGGUGAAGUGGAUAGGUUUCACGCUAUUCCAGUCAGACUGCUCGUCAAGAAUACUAAUGGGACUGAAGGAGCUAGCUACGUGGAGAGCGUGAUCCACGCUGCGCCGGUGCGCGGCCCGUCCUCGGAGGAGGCCGGCUCCGUCAUGUGCGUCAUCCGGCGCUUCGAGGACGCGUCGGCCGCACUGCUCCCCGACGACGGCGGCCCGCCCGCCAUCGCCGCCAAACCCUCUGACCAUAUCGUCUUCAGGUUGGACAGCAACUAUACCAUACUAUCUUGUGAUCUAAGUGCUGUGGAAAACAAUUUAAACUCUCCCGUGUCUAUCGUUGGUACACGUUAUUUGGAACUAGUUGAAAGUGGUGAUAGACUUCGUGUAGUAGGACAUUUGCGGGAAGCUCAGUGUUAUCCCGCUCCUCCCGCAGUGACUGAUCCUUUUCGCAUCCGCAUCGCUGCCGAUCGACCUUGGCUCAGAGUCACUGCUCGCUCGCGAUUGUUUCGGGCUAAACCGACUUCCGGCGAUCCCGAUUUUAUAAUGUCUACUCAUACCGUUCUCGGCGACGAAGAAUUGGAUCUCCUCGAAGCGGAGAAUCCCCGCCCGACUGUGGGCGGUCCGUUGAUGACCUCCGUCGCGAACGGGGAGUCGUCCGCAUGCGAUCCACGGUAUCGCUCGUCUAUAAGUCCUGCCGAACCGCCGCCGUUCUCCAUCAACGAUUUCGAUCUCGAGCCUUGGACUUCGUCGUUUCCUCUUUCCGACAUGUCCACGGACGACUCGAAGGAGCGUAAAGAUAAUACUACGGAGGGUCGAUCGACGCCGUUGACGCCGCGCGCGCCCUCCACGCCGGGCGACGGGCCGAUAGCAGGCGCGUCAAACGAAGAACCGAAUCGGCUGCGGCUCUUGUUGAGCAAGAAGCCGACGCCGGGCGAGGGUGCGACGAAUACCAACAAUCGUAUCCUGAAGGACUUGUUGAGGCAGGAGGACGAGGAGGCAACGGGCAGUGAAACUUCGGCGCCGCACACGCCUCUAACGCCCCAUACUCCUCACACGCCCCAUACGCCCGCAGCGGCUCUCUCACCUUUGCAUCCAGCGCAGAUGCAUCCUCGUCCGCCUCACUCAGCGCACAACGCGCACGGCGCUCAUAACGCGCACAACGCACACGUUGCACACAACGUGCAACACGCUGCCCAUAAUGCACAUAAUAUGCAACAGCAACAACACUCACACAAUUCCGAUGUACUUUUGAGGAUAUUAAAUGAUAAAACAGAUGAAGAUGCCAGGGAAAGAAGAAAUUCUGGUGACGGGGGCAGGAGUUCGUCACAACCUAGCGCAUUAUUAUCACAGCUGUUGUCUAGCAGUAAUGGUCCUUCCGGUAACGGUCGCUCCCAUGAUGGUAGUGAAGGUUAUAUGGAAAGGAUUGCCGGUGUCAAACGCAAGCUAGACGAAGUUAAAGUUACGGUUAACAAUGUUAAAAGGGCUACACCUGAAAAUCAACAGGUGACAUCUAGUGCCGUGUCCAUUGCUUCGUCGUCGUCGUCCUCAUCCACAGCGACCUGUCCGGCGACGAGUAUGAGUGCAUUGUGCCAGAAGAAUCAGAUCUUAGUGUCGCUAUUGGCGCGUCAGCAGACCACACCUACUACACCGCCGCCGCUGCCGAACCCAAACUUACGAGCGUAUACAGCUUCUGUAAGACCUCGGCCGCCGCCGCCUACGCAUCAAAUGCAAACGCCAAGGCAUCAUCAUUCAACCAUCACCAAUAUCUUGGCGGAUGCCGCACAUAGAGUGAAUAACUUGAACGGUGGGUCGGGACCCGGGGGCGGAGGUGGGGGCGGGGGCUCUGGCGGCGAGUGCCCGAGUAUGCACGGCGCGCAGAGCCACUUGCAGAUGGUGUUGCAGGGGGGCGCUCGUGCCGCUUACGGUUCACAGCCCGCGCCCCCCCUUCACUACGCUACCACUGCGCCACACCAUCCGUACAACAAUCAGCCACCAAGUAGCAGUAAUCGUGCUCAAGGUGGAACGGGUGCCGGCGACAGCGAGGUACCAAGUGACCAGACACUGUCAGAUAUUUUAGAUGAGGUCAUAGAAAAUAUGCCAGAUGCUGAUCGAAAUGCGCCUGAGUCCGUUAAAGAGAAAACCGCAAUGAUAAAUGAAAUACGGAAAAGUCUUAUGCAAUGCGAGACCGUCAGUAAAAGUCCCGUAUCGAGUCCGGGUACUCCGCCCGUGUAUCCCGUCCAAAGUCCGGGCUCGUGUAACAUGGGCGGUAGUAGCGCGGGCGGGAAGAGUGGAGCGCCUAGUGCAAUGUAUGGGGCGGCGGAAGCUGCGCGUGCGCGUGCUCUAGCCGAACAACAUAACCGCUUGCUGCAGAUGCAGCUCACGCAACAGAUGCUCGUGUCCCCCGAGGCUGCCGAACAGCCGCAACAAGACCUUGGUUCUACAAUAAAUGCCUUGGUGUCAGGUACGCCACCCAACGUGGCUCUUACCCGGACAGACUAUCAACGUUUAUAUCAUCCCACUAACCAGAUGGGUUCAAAUUAUGGUUCAAAUAAAAUCACUACCUCGCAGCAAAACCCUAUGCUAAGUCGGCAAUUGAGUGGUUCUGGAUCAAGCGGCUACUCCCAUAGUGUAGCGAUGGCAAGUGUACAUACACCUAUGACCCCACAGUAUCACCGUGCACAGCGCCCGCAAUUAGUGGGCGGUUACUACGAGGACGGCGGCUACUGCGGCGAGUACGCGCGUCGCACGCCGCUGCCGCACGCGCACGCGCACGCCCAUCCCACCCACGAUACGCAGUUGCCCUGCGCCGGUAACGGUGGAGGCGUAGUGGGUGCGGGCGGCAGCGGAGGUGGCGGCACCUCUGAAUACGUACGGAACGAAUUACGCGCCGUAGUCGGCGCACGAUCCGCCCGACCUGAUCUACAACCGCAGCUGCAACCACCCGACCUCGAUCAGCUGAUGACCUUCGAUAUGUCCACCGCUGGUGAGUACUGUUCAGUUUAUCGAUUCCUGAGCCUGAAAUUCAUAAAAUCAAAUUUUUGAUAUAUCGCGAACUUUAUGGUGCUCUGUCUCAUCUUACUCUG